AUGUCACUAGAUCCAUUAUUUCGGAGAAUGACUUUGAUUGUCACUGUAUUUGCUUUUGUUGGUUUUGUACUUGGUGUUAUUGCAUUGACAACUAAUUAUUGGACUAAGGUAUCACUUCCACCACGACCAGAUAUGUCUAUUUCAACAGAAAAUGGAACUUAUAUUAAUUAUAAAUCUGGUUUGGGAUGGAAAGGUUUAUUAAUGUCGUGUACAUCAUUUGAUAAAGUGUCGUGCACAUGGGAACUUAUGACAACAACAUUUUUCUUAUGUUCAUUCGGUUUGAUAAGUUUAUUAAUUGGUGGAAUAUUUUCAAUAUGGGAAAUGUUUAAGACAAGUGAUCGACGAUUUCUUAUUCCAAUGUUAUACUUUGUCGCAUGUGUUUUAAUGACAGCUGGUCUUUUUGAUUAUGGAUCUACUGCACAACUUAAUUCUUAUUCGUCACGUGCUAUGAUUUCAGCUAUUGUGUUUGUUUAUGGUUCGUUACCUAUUUCGGCAUUUAUUGCGGGUCGUUAUUCAGCAUAUGAACGAUAUAUUAAUAAUGGACAAAAAUAUGUACCUGCUUCAACAAAUGGAAAUUAA
Molecule: messenger RNA, 579 nt
Organism: Rotaria socialis
Lineage: Eukaryota; Metazoa; Rotifera; Eurotatoria; Philodinida; Philodinidae
Source: the annotation of a GenBank genome assembly